Cyphellophora europaea CBS 101466 is the source of this 576-nucleotide messenger RNA. RefSeq lists its product as uncharacterized. The record is from RefSeq and is a predicted model, not a curated record. The coding region runs from base 1 to 576 and encodes 191 amino acids. The transcript has a single exon. Lineage: Eukaryota; Fungi; Ascomycota; Eurotiomycetes; Chaetothyriales; Cyphellophoraceae.
AUGUCUUCUACCGACAACACCACUGCGCAACCCUCCUCUGGCCAAUCCAUCAUCGACACCGCCACCUCUUACGUGCAGUCCGGCAUCGCCGCCGUCACUGGCAACCAGUCUGACAAAGCGAAGGCCGAGCAAACUCACAACAAGGCCGCCGCCGAAGCCAAUGCCAGCGAGGCAGCAGUCAAGGCCGGCCCUUUCACUCUCUCAUCUUCUGGCGCCGUCGCCAAGGACAGCUCGGAGCGAACUCAGGGCCAAUGGGACCAGACUAUGGGCUCGCUCAAGGAAACUGCAGGCAAUCUCACCGGCAACGAGAGCCUGAAGCAGCAGGGACGCGAACAGAACUUGCAAGGUCAGGGCCAGGAGGCCAAGGGCCAGCUCAGUGACCUGGGUCAGGGCAUCAGUGAUCGUGUCCAGGGCACACUCGGAGGUGCUGUGGCCGGCCUCACGAACGAUCGCGAGUCGCAACAGAAGUAUGCUGACAUUCAUGAUGAGGGCAAGUCUAGGCAGAGGGGCGUUGAAGCAGACUUGGACAAGAUGGCUGCUGCGCAGGAGAAGCAGCAGCAACAGGCUCACAAGUGA